Mugil cephalus (flathead mullet) is the source of this 2258-nucleotide messenger RNA. RefSeq names its product ETAA1 activator of ATR kinase a (gene etaa1a). Lineage: Eukaryota; Metazoa; Chordata; Actinopteri; Mugiliformes; Mugilidae. The coding region runs from base 193 to 1908 and encodes 571 amino acids. The transcript is spliced from 7 exons. The record is from RefSeq and is a predicted model, not a curated record.
GGCUGUUUGACGACAACCGCCAUUAAAAAUGAAAGAAGAAGAAGAAGAAGAAGAAGAAGCAGAAGUGCGGGAUGUUCAAACAUGUCGGCGGAUUGUUUUGGUGGUUGUGUUGAUGGUUACGGCAGAAUACCGAGGAGAUAAUAAAGUCCGGUUCAUCCAGCUACACUAAGUGAGGACUGUCCGCCGGUGGCCAUGGACGGAGCCCGGGGGGAGGUCGACCGUGCGGCCGCUCCCGGGGGCUCCUAUCCGCUGGAGCGACGGACGGACAGACCGAAGUCGAACCGCUUGAGCCGAAGCUUCAGGCAGAAACAGGCGGUGGAGUGCGAGUCACCGAAGAGCCAGCAAUCCGAUUUUAAGACUCCGACCAGAAUCCUCAGGUCCAGACCUGUGAGGAGCAGCUUCACCGAAGAGUCUCCACACAACGACUCGGACAUCCAGCUGGACAUCGUCUGGGACGCCACGUCCCCGUCUCCCCACAGACUAGGUAAACGAGGUAAAAAACACAACGCUGGAGCCAUGAACAUCUCGGAGAUCGUCCGUCGAAUCGCUCCCAAGCACGGCAGGACGGAGGUUUCGGAGCCGACCUUGCAGCAGUGGAUCCGGGACAUCGCCACCAUCCCCUGCACGCCGGACGUCCAGGUCCCCAGGCCCAAGAAGAAACCCCAGAGACCGAGUGGAUUGGACGACCUCCUCAAACUGGCCCAACGCUUUGACCUCAACAUGUUUCAUCAGGAUGAAGAAGAAGAAGAAGAAGAAGAAGAGGAAGUGGAGGAGGAAGUGGAGGAGGAAGUGGAGGAGGAGCACCAGCUGAGCCUGGAGCUCCUAACAGAGGAUGUCCUUGAGGCCGAAGUCCAGGAUGAAUCCGCAGGAACGUGUCCUCCAGCCGCGCAGCUCGACCCGGAUCAACACAUGGACGAUGAUCUGGACUUCCUGUUCGACGGGCCGACCCAGCGCCUGAGCGGGAACAUCAGGAACAUCAGCCAGGCGCCGCCACAAGUCGAACCUUCAACCACCGCGGACGCUCCGGUCAAACCUCCCGCUUCAGGCGCGUCCAACGUCCAGCGCCCGCCGGCCGCCGCCGCCUCCUCCGCCGACUUUGAGGACGACUGGGAGAACGACGACCUGUUGAACGACUCCCUGUUGCUGGAGAUGACCCAGAAUCCUCUGGGCUUCGCGGCUCCGAAGCACUGCUCCACCCAGAAACCAGCGGGCGCUUUGAAACGGGAGCACGAACCAGAUCCUCGCGCGAACGGACGAACCGGGACUAACUGGGAGUUCAACUGCAGCCCGACCGCCGUGAAACCAGAACCACGGACGUUUCUCAGACGCUCGCCGCCUGCUUCAAAUACGGCCCAGAGCUCCCAGAAGCAGCAGCCUGACGUCCUGGUGUCCCGCCACCAGGCGGCGCCGGACUUCACGGACGAGGACCUGGACUCUCUGUUCUCGUCCGAGCCGGUUUGGGACGACCCGGCCGACGACUUCCUGCUCUGUGAGAUGUGUGAGGACCUGGAGAACCAGAUCCGGGAGGCGACGGGGCCGAGCGCCGCCACGACCCGCCCCCCCGGCCCGACGCCGACCCGGAGACCCGCCCUGCAGCCGGUCAACAGGAUCCCAGAACCACGGAAACAAACCCCGGCCUCCUCUGCCCACAUCCAGACCGGUUCGUGGCCCCCGGGGGCGGCGGCGUGCCUGCAGGCGAGCAGCAGGGUCCAGCAACACACCAACAAGAACCAGUUCAGGUUCAAGAAGCCCAACAAGCCGCUGGCGUCUUCUGUGACCAGCUCCGCUGUGGCUGUGGCUCAGUGUUCGGCUGCAGAGAUUGAGCUGAAGAAGCAACAGGCCCUGGAGAGGAGACGUCAGCGCCUUCAGGCCCAGAACCUCCAGCCCAGUCGAGUCCACCCGACGUGACCAGGAACCAACAGAACUGGUCCCGACGGUUCCAGGCUGAGACAUUUUUAAACCUCUGAAUGAGGUCGACGUGGAGCCGACUAAUCAACAUUCAGUUAUUGCGCCUUCUUGUAAAAUUAAAUUGUAAUUUGUUGUUUGUGUUUUUUUUUUGUUUUUUUAAAUGGACCCAGGAGUAGCUGAGAGUUUUAUGUCUGAAAUAAGGUACAAGGGUCAGGAUGUCGUUAGCGUAGCUUAGCGUCCACAUUGUUCUUGGAUAAGAUUAAAUACAACAAUUCUGCACUUUAUCAAAAAACUUGAAAACAUUUGAAAAGGACAAAGUAUGAAAUAAAAUACUACGUCUUCAGAGUGAA